GGGUGGAGCUGCUGAUCCAAGAAGUGGAGGCGUCUCAUUCAGCCACUUCCUCCUGCUCAUGUAGGACAGGAGGAGUCCACAGUGAGACAGGACGGCAGCAGAAGGAACACAAACCAGCAGACGACAAAGCACAGAGCAGAGUUCUGAACAGACGGGUUCAGGAAAAGAACCUGAUGGAGGAACCCAGUGGAACCCAGUGGAACCCAGUGGAACCCAGUGGACCAGCAGAACCUGGCUGAGGCCCAGAGGAGCUGCUGUCCACUGCAGCUCAGACUGGACCCACUGGUGUUGGAACACCCCCAUGGACAGGGUUCACAGCAGACCCAGGUUUUUGUAUGAGGGGAUCUCACUGUGGGAGGAUCUGGUGGUUCCAACAAGUACAUGAUAUUUGGCUCCGGCACACAUCUCUACAUAACAAAUGACCGAGUGAAGAAGCCCACGGUGGGCGUGUACCCGCUGGCGUCCUCCGCCCACCCAGAGGGGAGGGGCUCCCUGCUGUGCGUGGCCUCGGACAUGUUUCCUCCUCUGGUCCGCUUCUCCUGGAAGAGACAGAAGGAGGGCGGAGCUGUGGAGGAGCUGCCUGACGCCAAGGGAGAACAGCUGGAGGUCAGAGCGGGGGGGCACGUCGCCACCAUCCGGGUGGUGGACCGGGACCCCGUCCACUCAUAUAAAUACUGGUGCUCGGUCCACCACGAAGGGAAACCAGUCCAGCACGAAAAGGAAAUAGAGGCUCCCAAACAACAAGAGGUGGCAGCCGGAGGCCGUCCAGGUCCACAUGUGAGGCCCUGGGACCAGGAGAGGCUCCUCUGUCUGAUGUACACGGUGCUGAUGGGGAAGAGUCUGGUCUACAGCUGUGGACUGGGUCUGAUCAACCUCACAAGACCAAGGACCGUCCACCGUCCAUGAGGAACCUCUCAACCUUCACCACCUGUCAACGGCACUGGGAACAUUUACAUUUACAGGCAAAUCAGCAAGAACAUCCAAUGGGUCAAAAAAGAAAUAAAACACCCAAAAACAUCCAAUGGAUCCAAAAUUAAAAAAAAUGUCAAAUGGAUCAAAAUUAAAAUAAAAAUAAAAAAUAAAAAAA
This is a messenger RNA of Sphaeramia orbicularis (orbiculate cardinalfish), 1087 nucleotides long. RefSeq names its product immunoglobulin lambda-1 light chain-like. The record is from RefSeq and is a predicted model, not a curated record. Bases 382 to 906 code for a protein of 174 amino acids. NCBI's taxonomy places the organism in Eukaryota, Metazoa, Chordata, Actinopteri, Kurtiformes, Apogonidae. The transcript has 3 exons.